Stylonychia lemnae is the source of this 3297-nucleotide messenger RNA. The record is from the annotation of a GenBank genome assembly. NCBI's taxonomy places the organism in Eukaryota, Ciliophora, Spirotrichea, Sporadotrichida, Oxytrichidae.
AUGAGUUUAGAUAAGCAGCUUAAAUAAAAUGAGCUUAGAUUUUCUGAGAUGGAAAAUAUGCAGUCUUCGUCACUACAGGAGCAAACUCCCGUUUAAUCACCAAAGAUCAAGUAGAUUCCUCUAUUAGAAAGAUUGAUCAGAAUAUUACAAAAAGGGCAGAGGACCAGGAAUGAAAAAGACUUGGAGCAUUUAGUCCCUUUAAUAAAAGAAAUUCAAUUUUUCAAGGAGAGGGAUAUAAAGGAUUAAGAUUUCGUUGAGAUAGUUUCAUGCCUAACAUAUGAAAACUUCAAAAUGGGAGAUACAGUAUUUGAAUGGGGUACAAACGGAGAUAAAUUUUACAUAAUAAUUGAAGGUCAUGUUAGUGUAAUGAUCCCUCAUCCAGAUAUUAAAGAUGUUAACGCUUAAAUAGAUUAGUAAAGAAGUCUGAUUGAUUAAAAGAAAGAUUUUUUGAAAGGUAUUUAAGUAUAGAUUGAUGCAGAAAAAAGAGACAUAGAUAAAAAGCUUUAGGAAUCACUGAUCAUGAAUAAGAAAGAGAGUAUUAAAUUACAAGCUUCAUAUGAGUCCCCUGAAAAUAGAAGAAAGACAAUGAUCAGGCCAGCCAUGAAAAUAAAUUCUAGCCUAAUGAACCAAGAGUACUACUCCUCUAAUAAUCUAACUCCAGAGUAAUAGAAAUAAUGGUCAGUAUCAAAGCCUUCCUUUAAUCCAAUUAAUUCUAACAAUAAGUCAUUUAGCUUCAAUAGACCAUCCGAGUUGCUGAGUGUUUACUAAAACAUACCUUAGUAAUCAACUUCAUCUAUGAUAGGCUUAAUGACUAAUUAGAGUUCAAUAAUUAAUAAACCAUCAGCCAGAAACUAUCUAAAUCUUAAUAUGCUUGAGAAAAUUACAGAUUAAAAAUCUAAUACCUCCUCUGAAAGCUCUAAGUAUCCCAGUAAUUCAAGAAGAGAAGAUAAGAAACAUUCAUCUAGACAGAAUAUAAAGAAAGAUCUUUCUCUAGAGGAAUAAAAAUAAUAAAUUCUAGAAUAAAUAAAGGAGCUGAGAUAUUAAGAAGAGCAAAGUUUAUUCAUUGAAAUUGUGAAGCUACAAUCAGGUAAAAGCUUUGGAGAAAUAGCAUUAAUCAAGAAUAAACCUAGAGCAGCAACAAUUAAAUGCAAUACUGACUGUCAUUUAGCAGUAAUGUCUAAAUCAGAUUACCAAAAGGUUUUGCAACGUAUAGAGUAAAAAUCCCUAAAUAAAAUAGUUGAUUUUCUACACUAGAUUCCAUUUCUCCAUUCUUGGACCCGUACCUCGCUUUCAAAACUUUAAUAUUCUUUUGAAUAAAGAAUAUAUAAGAGAAAUCAGACAAUUUAUAAGGAAGGAGAAGAAAGUAAUUAUGUUUAUUUGGUAAAAUCAGGAGAAUUUGAGGUCUCAAAAAGAAUAUAAUUUGAAGAGAAAAAAAAGUUAAAUACCAAAGAUUAUCUAGGAGUAAAAGAAGAAGAAAAAGAUGAUCCAAAAAAAGUAAUAAGUUAUGUCAAAGUCAAUUAAGAUAGUCUUGAUAUGGAGGAUUUUUUGGCUUAAACCUCAAAAGAAAAGAAAAAGAAGCAAAAGGGAAGCAUAUAUAUAGAGGAUAAUAGCAAGUUAUAAAAUCCUCAAAUCUCAUACAAGCUAGCAAUUGUGGGUUGCGGUUAAUUAUUGGGCGAAGAAGAUGUGCUAUCAAAUAAUAGAAGAUACACAACAAAUGUUACCUGCAGUUCCAUCUAAGGAGAAAUAUUCUGUAUCAAGAGUGAUGAGUUCCAUCGAAGGGUCAAAUCAAACAAUGAGUCCUGGAAAGUUGUGAUACUUAUGGCACUUGCUAAAGAGAGAGCGAUCAGAGCAAAGAUUUUCAAAGUCAGAAAGAUAAUUUAAACAAAAAGGGAAGAGGGUUACUCAGCUCUUAACCAGGUUACAAGCUAUUUACUAAAUUAAAAUGAAUAUGAUCUUAGAGAAACAAUCAGAGAAAUCAUUGACUAAUUUCCCUCAGUAGAAGAUCAUAAAAAGUUGAUUCAAUAUUAUUCAGUAAGACCAGAUUUCAAUUCUAGAUAGUAAAAGACACAUUUAAUUGAAAAUGAAACAUCAAGAAUAGAGCAUAGCAAAUCUAAGGAGUCUAGGGUCAAAUUUUCAAAGAAAACUAUUGAUAUGAGUUUUAAUGAGAUGGCAAAAACCAGCAAUAUUAUGAUUCAAAAUUUGAAAGAUCAGAAUCAUUUUAGUACUAAAAGGGGAGAAAAUAGUUAGGAGAGAAAUAACUAUAGAAUGCAGAAUCUCUAUCAUUAAUCAUUAUCUCCAGUAAAUAAAGAUGAACAUAAGUAAUAGAUUAAGAAUUCCUCAAGCAAGUGCUAUAUAUCAUCGAAGAUAGCUAAUAUUCUUGAUGUAUUCGAAAAAGAAGAUGAUAUUGGAAGAGAAAAUUCCCCUAGCUUUAAAAUCAAGAGAAAAUUAUAACCAGACAAACUUGAAUUCAAACUAGAUAAGUAGAGCAGACUUCUAAAAAACAUGAUUAAAAACUAAGGAGAAUAGACACCAAGCAAGACUCAAAGACCUCUCUCGAAUAGCAAAACUACCAAUGAAAAAUUGAAAAUGAUUAUUGAAGAUCAGCAGAUUACUUAAAAUUUACUUGGAGGUGAAUCAAGAUAGGCACAAAUGUAAGUAGAAGGACACUAAGCUCAGGGAUAAAUGAUUAACUACUCGUAGUUUCUAGAUAGCAAAAUUACCCAUUCUAAGAAUCUACUAUCAUUUGACAAGUCAAACUUUCCUUAGUCAGAGUCAUUCAGAAUACCUUUAAAAAGCUUAAAUAUAUUGCCAGUAGCCAGUUAAGUGAAUCCUUUGAAAAAUGAAGUGGUUAGCAGCAGUAACUAGAUUAACUCAAUUGGAAAUAUAGGUGAUGCAGCAACUGUAAAUAAUAAGUCAGUUAUUGGUGAUAACUCAACAAGAUACGCUAAUUUUCAAAGCCAAAUUAGGUCUAAAACACAAACUAAGAACAGAAGCGGAGUCAUCUUAACUUAAAAAAUGGGUAUUGAUUCUAUAAAAUUGAUGCCACUAAAUCAUAGUAUUCUAGGUAAACUUGAGGAAGUAACGAUCCCUCUUGCUUAACCACUCAAACAAAAUAUCUAUAUGUCAGUAGCAUCAACUAUUAAUCCUGCGAAUAAAUAUAGAGCUUAAAUUAAGAGGAAUCUUGCUAACUAAAAGCAUAAAAGACUUUCAAUGAGAGAAAGAUAAUUUCAAAGAUUAUCUUCUAACACCAAUGGUACCUAUUUCAACCUCUCUCAGCAUCAAAUUUAAGAUAUAUGA